UCCCUCUUUUUUCCUCUUCUUCGCGGCGGUGGGUCGGAGCCGCUGUGUCCCCGGUCUGGCACGUUCCUAGCCAAAUUCUCCACGGUGUAAAAUUGGAUCCCCCCUAAUUCACUUAAGAAAAAAAAGUAUCCCCUCUUCAAUUCCCCACAACCGAAAUUAUAUUCCCGCUGAACGCACAUCUCUAAAAUAUCUGAAAAGCUGUGAAGAUGGCGGUGGUAAGCGGGACGUCAGGGUCGGCUGUAGCCCGGCUUGAGGGCCGAGAAUUCGAGUAUCUGAUGAAGAAAAGGUCGGUGACCAUCGGCCGGAACUCCUCGCAGGGCUCCGUGGACGUGAGCAUGGGACACUCCAGCUUCAUCUCCCGCCGGCACCUCGAGAUAUUCACGGCCGGAGAAGACGGCACCGGCACCGGGGACUUCUAUCUCCGAUGCCUCGGAAAAAACGGGGUGUUUGUUGAUGGGGUGUUCCAGAGAAGAGGGGCUCCACCUCUCCAGCUUCCACGAAUGUGUUGUUUCCGGUUCCCCAGCACAAGUAUAAAGAUCACGUUCACAGCCCUGUCCAUUGACAAGAAGGAGCCAAGGAACGUGCCGGAAUCACCGGUCAAGCCCGUCCAACCCCAAAUUUCCCCCCUGACAAUAAACAUUCCUGACAACAUAGCCCACCUCAUGAGCCCACUGCCUUCACCCACCGGCACCAUCAGUGCGGCAAACUCCUGUCCAUCGAGUCCCCGGGGGGCGGGACUUUCCAGCUACAGGACAGGCCGCGUCCUCGCCUCCGACCUGAUCGGAGACAACUCCCAAUCAGAAAACGACAAAGACGCCUCAGGUGAAGACAGCCCAAAGGACGACUCCAAACCUCCGUAUUCGUACGCACAACUAAUAGUCCAAGCGAUCACCAUGGCCCCGGACAAACAGCUGACUCUGAAUGGAAUAUACACCCACAUCACCAAGAACUACCCCUACUACAGAACCGCUGAUAAAGGCUGGCAGAACUCGAUCCGUCACAACCUGUCCCUGAACCGUUACUUCAUCAAAGUGGCGCGCUCUCAGGAGGAGCCGGGGAAAGGAUCGUUCUGGAGGAUCGACCCGGCGUCUGAGGGGAAACUGAUCGAUCAAGCCUUCAGGAAGCGCCGGCCCCGAGGAGUGCCCUGCUUCAGGACUCCUGUGGGACCGCUCUCCUCCAGGAGUGCUCCAGCUUCUCCCAGCCACACGGGGGCGCUGUCUGCCCACUCCAGUGGGGUCCAGACCCCAGACAGCCUGUCCAGGGAGGGCUCCCCAGUCCCAAUGGAGCCAGAACCAACACCUCCCCCCGCCCCGACCCAGACCGCCAUAGUCCAGCCCAAACUGGCCGUCAUCCAGGAGGCCCGCUUCGCACAGAACUCCCCCGGCGCCCCCCUCAACCACCAGCCGGUCCUGAUCGCUGUGCAACGCCAGAUGCCUCAAACGACCAUGAAGCCUGUGACCUACACCAUGGCCACGCCGGCCAUAGUGACAACGUCUCCAAGCUCCGCCCCCGUCAUGCAGACCAUGCACGUUGUCCACCAGAUCCCAGCCGUGACCAUGGCAACUGUUACCGGACAGCAUGUCGCUACAGUGAGCCCAGAAACUCAGCAGAACGGGGGCGGAGAUCAUAAAGAGAUCAAAGUCAAAGUGGAGCCGGUCCCGUCCAUCAAGGCCGCGUCUAUAGGGGGAGUCAGUCGGAUCAUUCAGAGCUCCCAGGCUGCUCCGCUGACCACGGUGACCAUCGUCCAACAAGCUCCACUCGGACAGCACCAGCUCCCCAUAAAGGCCAUCACACAGAACGGGACCCACCUGGUCCCCAUCACUACUGCUGCUAGCCCAGCUGUUGCAAACCCCCUCCACAUUCUGGCGGCUCACGCCUCAGCCUCGGCGUCCCUCCCCACCAAGAGGCAGAACGGAGAACUGAAAGAGCAACCCGAGUUGAAGAGGCUGAAAACAGAGGAAGUGGCGGCGGGUGACGCGGCGGCGAACAACAAUAGCAAGAAGAACGGCACCACGGACAGAGCCGGAGAGGGAGGGGUCAGUGAACGCAACGGCGACAAGUAGCCUGACACCCCCCCCCCUCCCGCUCUCCUGAACGCAGUGAGCCUCCCCACAUCCUCACUUUCUCACCUCCUCCUCCUUCAUCCUCCCACCUGGUCAUCAUCGACUCCAAGGUGCCAAUCAGAGACGAGACACGGAAACACCUGCAGGACUCCAGAAUGUUCAAAUCCUCUUCCAUUUAUUUAAGACCACGAUGCAAAAACUAGAGACCAAACUGAAGAAAAAAAAAGACGACUGUGAAGUUCGAGACCCAGACGGAGAGAAGAAGCACAGGAAGUAAAAAAAAAAAAAAGAA
This is a messenger RNA of Labrus mixtus (cuckoo wrasse), 2355 nucleotides long. It is a transcript of the gene foxk2a, whose product is annotated as forkhead box K2a. The transcript has 9 exons. Lineage: Eukaryota; Metazoa; Chordata; Actinopteri; Labriformes; Labridae. The coding region runs from base 207 to 2063 and encodes 618 amino acids. The record is from RefSeq and is a predicted model, not a curated record. Gene Ontology annotation, biological process: regulation of transcription by RNA polymerase II. Gene Ontology annotation, molecular function: DNA-binding transcription factor activity, RNA polymerase II-specific; protein binding; RNA polymerase II cis-regulatory region sequence-specific DNA binding.